AUGGAACGAAUAUGGUUACUGCUCCUCCUGACAAUUCAGGUGCUUUCGGUGACUGCACAGUUCAAUGGAUAUAACUGUGAGGCCAACCUACAUAGCAGGUUUCCUGCUGAACGAGAUAUCAGUGUCUACUGUGGAGUUCAGGCAAUUACUAUGAAGAUUAAUUUUUGCACAGUUCUUUUUUCUGGUUAUUCUGAAACAGAUCUGGCCCUGAAUGGGAAACAUGGGGACGCUCACUGCAAGGGGUUUAUAAAUAACAACACCUUUCCAGCAGUGGUCAUUUUCAUCAUCAAUCUCAGCACUUUGGAGUCCUGUGGAAGCACUCUAGUGGUAUCCUCCGUUCCAGGCAUCAAUGCAUAUGGGAAUGUAUCAGUGGUACAGAUAGGUAACGUUUCAGGUUACAUAGAUACGCCAGAUCCACCAACGAUCAUCAGCUACUUACCAGGGCUUCUGUACAAAUUUAGCUGUAGCUACCCAUUGGAAUACUUGGUCAAUAAUACACAAUUGGCUUCGUCAUCAGCUGCUAUUUCUGUAAAAGAGAACAAUGGGACAUUUAUCAGCACUCUGAGUUUGCUGCUUUACAAUGACUCAACCUACAGCCAGCUGCUGGUUAUCCCCAGUAUAGGUUUACCUUUGAAAACAAAAAUAUAUGCAGCAGUGCGAGCAACCAACCUAGAUGGCAGAUGGAAUGUUUUGAUGGACUAUUGUUACACCACUCCAUCUGGUAAUCCCAAUGAUGAGCUUCGAUAUGAUCUCUUCUUUAGCUGUGACAAGGACCCACAGACCACUGUAAUUGAGAAUGGCAAGAGCCAGAUGGGCCGGUUUUCCUUUGAGGUGUUCCGCUUUGUGAAGCACAAGAACCAGAAGAUGUCUACAGUCUUCCUCCAUUGUGUGACAAAGCUGUGCAGAACGGAUGACUGUCCCUUUCUUGUACCUAUUUGCAGUAACAGAGAAAGAAGAGAUGCUGUUAGGAGAACAACUUGGAGCGCUCAGAGCACCUCUGGAAAUGCUGUAAUCUCUGCUGGCCCCAUCAUUACAAGGAGCGAUGAGACACCAACCAACAAUUCACAGCUAGCUCAUCCAAAUGGACCUCCUUUCCAGCUGAACUCAGUCACCAGUGCACUGAUUUCAGGAAUAGUCAUUCUAGGGAUUAUGAGCAUUUUCUUUUUUGUAUGUUCCCUCACCCUCCUGCGCAGGAAAUGGCCCAGCAGCUCAGUUUUGGGUGGCGUACGAAACCCAGUUUUCAACUAA
Emys orbicularis (European pond turtle) is the source of this 1248-nucleotide messenger RNA. It is a transcript of the gene ZPLD1, whose product is annotated as zona pellucida like domain containing 1. The record is from RefSeq and is a predicted model, not a curated record. The transcript is spliced from 10 exons. NCBI's taxonomy places the organism in Eukaryota, Metazoa, Chordata, Testudines, Emydidae. The coding region runs from base 1 to 1248 and encodes 415 amino acids. Gene Ontology annotation, cellular component: cell surface.